AAAAUAUAAAUAGUCAGUUGUGAUCAUGACCUUCCGGGUACUGGUUGUGUUCAGCGUCCUUUGCACCGCACAAUGCUUGGCCCACUCGUUUCCACCAGGGUUCAAAUUUGGCGCCGCGACAUCAGCUUAUCAAAUAGAAGGGGGUUGGAAUGCUUCUGGCAAAGGUCGUAACAUUUGGGAUACAUUUACACACGGUACAAGCAAUAUAGUGGUCGAUAAAAGCAGUGGGGACAUAGCAUGCGACUCCUACCAUUUGUGGCAACAAGAUGUUAACAUGGCUGAAGAAUUGGGGCUCGAUUUUUAUCGAUUCUCCAUAUCAUGGUCCAGGCUACUCCCAAAAGCGUUCGCAAAUGAGAUCGAUGAAGAUGGAGUAGCAUAUUACAACAAUUUGAUAAAUGAAUUGUUGAAACGCAACAUAGAGCCUGUUAUUACUCUGUAUCAUUAUGACCUUCCACAGAUUCUGCAAGAUCUUGGUGGCUGGGUGAACCCCCUCAUAGCAGACUGGUUUGCCAACUACGCCAAAGUAGCUUACUCCCUCUACGCUGACAGAGUAAAGACUUGGCUCACCAUCAACGAACCAUCCAUACUGUGCGACUACAUUUUCACCACUGGGAUGUUUCCUCCAAUGAUAAAGGAACCCGUACUGGGACCAUAUUUGUGUAAUAAGAAUGUCCUGUUAGCGCAUGCCAAGGCUUGGAGAAUAUAUGAUGAAGAAUACAAGCCUGUUUUUAAAGGUCGAGUAUCGAUAGCCAAUAACCCAGUAUGGAUAGAACCAGCUUCUCCAGAACAUGCAAACUUGGCGGAACUCGCCAGGGAAUUUGGGGCUGGUCGUUAUUCCCAUCCUAUAUAUUCAAAAAAGGGUGGAUGGCCACCAAGUGUCGAGAAGCACAUGGCAAUACUGAGCAAGAAGCAAGGCUAUUCAGAAUCAAGACUACCCUCAUUCAGUAUUGAAGAAAUUGAACUUAUACGAGGUACUUACGACUAUUACGGACUUAAUCAUUACACGAGUCGUGUUAUUCGUCCAAGACGACCAGGCGAAGAAAUUGGGCCAUGGAUCUUCUACGGCUCCACGGAGUUGGAUGCUGUGCUGGAAACGCCGAAGUCCUGGCCCACCACUGAUGCUGAUGAUGUUGUUAUGUAUCCUAAAGGAAUUCGUAAGCAAUUAGAAUGGCUUCAUCACAAAUACGGAAAUAUAACCUUCCUGAUAACAGAAAACGGCUGUGCAAGUCGCAGUGAUGACAAUGACCAAGACAGAAUAGCCUUUAUUAAAAGCUAUUUAGAGCAGGUAUCCCUUGCUAUUAAAGAAGGUAUUCAUGUAGAAGGAUACACUGUGUGGUCACUGAUGGAUAACUUUGAAUGGCUUUUUGGUUACAAAACUAAAUACGGGUUAUACAAAGUCGACUUCAAUGAUCCUCAGCGAAGAAGAACACCACGUGCGUCGGCGCAUUAUUACGCAAAUGUCAUCAAAACCAGAACAACAGAUUUCCCGACGAAUAUAAGACAUAAAAAAAAAUAUUAUAAUAAUCGCUCGAACGCGAAAAGCCUUCACAGCCAUAAUAUAUUGUUAUUUAUUUUAUGUUGGUUAUGUGUAAAAUAAAAUUCUCUUCUAAAUUA
Molecule: messenger RNA, 1614 nt
Organism: Colias croceus (clouded yellow)
Lineage: Eukaryota; Metazoa; Arthropoda; Insecta; Lepidoptera; Pieridae
Product: myrosinase 1-like
Exons: 11
Coding region: 26-1597 (523 amino acids)
Biological process (GO): carbohydrate metabolic process
Molecular function (GO): beta-glucosidase activity
Source: RefSeq, a predicted model, not a curated record